AUGCUUCAGAACGUCGCCAAGCAAGCGGUCAAGUCCAACUCGAAAAGCCAAUUGGUGAGACUUGAUAUUUCAGGUUAAACAGAAAAAUUGAUCUUUUUUUUUCAAAAACACGCAUGGCGCACAAUUUUAAGACAGACUUGAAAACGCGCCCUUGAAAUAGUUAAAAAAGCUGAAAAAUGGAUCAAGAACUUUUCACAAUCAAAAUUCAACGCAAAUUCAUGAUUUUUUCAAACACGCCCUAGAAAGACGCUCUGACGCACAACUACUCUUCAAAACAACCCAUUUAUUUUUUGAAAGGCGCGCAAUACCUUCAAGGGGCCCGUAAGCUUUUCGGAAUCGCUUAAUAGUAUCGAAAAUGUUUUCCUUGAGACACGCCCUAGAAAGACGCUCUGACGCACAACUACUCUUUAAGAGGCUGCUUGUAAUUUGAAAGAUUCUGGAAAAAAAGCGAUUUGUGAAAUACUUGAAGUGGCUUAACAGAAACAACGAAAGUGUGAAAACGGCUCAAAUUCUUUUUUUUUUCCAAACACGCACUGACGCACAACUACGCUUCAAAACAAGCUAUUUUUUAUUUGAAAGGCGCGCGAAAGAUUGAAGUGGUUCGUGAAAUAUUUAAAAAAGCCUUUUAAAAUGUUUCUAUAAUUUCUGAGCUCUUCUACUCGAAAAAUCAACUAAGAUUCCCUAUUCCUUUUAAACACGCCCUAGGAAGACGCCCCUGUUAAGUGCCGCGAAAACUUCUUAAGAGGCUUCUUUUCGUAGCCUCAGUGGUCACUAUAGUGUUUACAUUGAUUCUGUUUUCAGAUAACUCAACUUCGUUCUCGUUCGAAGAGCGUUGAGCGGAAGAAAUCAGAACCGAAAGAAGGUCAAAAUCCUUGAAAGGAUUUUUUGAAAAUGGAAGGAUAUUUAAGGUGCCGAAAAAGCCGCACAAAAGACGGCGAUUCCCACUCGAGCCGUUGAGAAAACCGCUCCACAGAGUGAAUUUUAAAAUUAUUUUUCUUUUCUUUUUCAAAAGUUGUUCAAAUUAACUGUGAAAACAUUGAAAAUUCCAAUGGAUGACGGGAACAAAAAAAACCCUAUAGGGGUUUUUUGUUCUAGGGACCCCUGUAGGGAACAAAAAACGAUCCCUACAGGAGUCAAUUCAAUGGAGUCCGCGAAAUUGACCUCAGAAGCUCGAAAAAAAGCUAAGGGGUUAGACUGUACUUUUUUCGAUUUUCCUGAAAACCAAAGUUUACGAGAUUUUCACAUCAAUCGAUAGGGAAUUGAGUCAGAAGUCCGAAAAAUCCAAGUUGAAAGUCCCAAGCCUCCUAGAACAAAAGUUAUGAUUUUUCAAAGUUUUUUAUUUCUCAUAGCUCAACUUCUAAGAGCCUAGUAACUUAGAGACCUAGUUUUUCUUGAUCCUCGUGAUCUCCUCUAUCGAUUGAUACCCAUUUCGAAGAGUUUUGGAUUUUUCGAUCUUCAAGUUUGAUCGCCUCUAACUAAGUUCCUAGUUGACCUACGGAGGUCAAACCUGGCCCCGGUUAUUUUUUCGACGAGAUCUAUCGAUUGAUAUAGGUUUCCUCCGGAUCGGUUUCCAUGACCUCAGAAGCUCAAAAAAAAGCUAAGGGGUUCGACUGUACUUUUUUCGAUUUUCCUGAAAACCAAAGUUUUCGAGAUUUUUGCAUCAAUCGAUAGGGAAUGGAGUCAGAAGUCCGAAAAAUCCAAGUUGAAAGUCCCAAGCCUCCUAGAACAAAAGUUAUGUUUUUUCAAAGUUUAUUAUUUUCAUAGCUCGAAUUCUAGGAACCUAGGAACUCAGAGACCAAGUUUUUCAAUCGAUAGAUUUGACCUCCUUGAUCUCCUCUAUCGAUUGAUACCAAUUUCAAACAAGUUCGGAUUUUUCGAUCUUCGAAUGAACGUUAGAGAAAAGAAAAAGACGACUGAAAUUUGGAGGGUCAGAGAUAGUUUCGAAUUUCUCGGAAAUCACUUCGAAAAUUCAUGGUAAUUCUCAAAUUUUGUCCAUUUUUUUCAGGCGAAACAGCAGCCACGACGAUGCCCGGCACCUCCCGACGGGCUCCCGCCGGCCUCGACACGAUCGGCAGCACGCCGACCCGCGUCAAGUCCGAGUACAUCCUCAACAACGGCUCCGGGAUACACAGCUUCUACGUUUUGGGUUGGUUGUGAUAAUUAUAAACCACAACUAACCGUGAAAAGGAGUUCUUUUAAAUUUCCAUCCGAAUAUGACGACAUUAUGAGCUUCAAUGACGUUAGUUCCCAUAAAUUCGAGAACUUUUAAUGUUUUAUUUCGAGUGACGUCACCGGAAAUGAUUCGAAUAAAGAUCAAAAGAUGACGUCAUCGCGAGAUCUUAUGACGUCACUCCUAAAAAAAUCCGUUAUUUUUGUUCAGAGUUCAGAGUGACGUCACCUGGAAAAUUUCCAAAAAAGUAUCUUUUUGAAAUGUGACGUCAUCAUGGACUUUUAUGACGUCAUUGCUCAUAAAAGUCGAGGUUUUUCAGUUUUUCAAAUCCAAAAGGAGCAGUGACGUCACCUAAAAAUGUCGAAAACGCUCAAAAUAUGACGUCAUCCCGAGAUCUUAUGACGUCACCCCUAAACUUAAAAUUUUCCAAUUAUUGUUCAGAGUGACGUCACCUGCACUAUUUUGAAAAAUCCUGAAUAUGACGUCAUCAACAGCACUUAUGAUGACGACACUUUUGAAAAAAUUGGAGAAUUUUCAAUUUUUGUUCUAAAAAAAAUUCUGUGACGUCACCGGCACUAUUUCCAAAAAGCUCGGAAAAUGACGUCACUUAUGAAUUAUUCAAAUAUUCUUCCAGAAAACCAAUAA
This is a messenger RNA of Caenorhabditis auriculariae, 2815 nucleotides long. The record is from the annotation of a GenBank genome assembly. Lineage: Eukaryota; Metazoa; Nematoda; Chromadorea; Rhabditida; Rhabditidae.